UCCUCCCCUUUGACGUGGCAGAGGCGGCACCAGCCUUGUUGUCCAGGCCGAGGCCCUCCCGGAGGCCGGGGGCGGGGCGGGGCCGCCCCUGAUUGCGGUGCCACGGCUGCUCCAGGGCUGCAGAAGGGGCUUGACUUUGCAAGGCGGAGGCUGCGUCCGGCGUGGAGCUCCCAGGAAGACAGAAAUAAGAAUCAAGCGCUACAAUGACAACCUAUUUGGAAUUUAUCCAACAAAAUGAAGAACGAGAUGGGGUCCGCUUCAGUUGGAAUGUUUGGCCCUCUAGUCGUCUGGAAGCUACAAGAAUGGUUGUUCCAGUGGCAGCCCUGUUUACGCCUCUGAAGGAGAGACCUGACUUACCGCCCAUUCAGUAUGAGCCUGUCCUGUGCAGUAGGACGACUUGCCGCGCAGUUUUGAAUCCUUUAUGUCAAGUAGAUUAUCGAGCAAAACUCUGGGCUUGCAACUUUUGUUACCAAAGGAAUCAGUUUCCACCUACGUAUGCUGGGAUAUCUGAAUUGAACCAGCCGGCCGAGCUUUUACCCCAGUUUUCAAGCAUUGAAUAUGUAGUUCUGCGCGGCCCCCAGAUGCCUUUGAUCUUUCUCUAUGUGGUUGACACUUGCAUAGAAGAUGAAGAUUUACAAGCUCUGAAGGAAUCCAUGCAGAUGUCACUGAGUCUUUUGCCACCUACAGCUUUGGUUGGACUGAUUACUUUUGGGAGAAUGGUGCAGGUCCAUGAGCUUGGAUGUGAAGGCAUUUCAAAAAGCUAUGUCUUCAGAGGAACAAAGGAUCUGUCUGCCAAACAGCUGCAGGAAAUGCUGGGACUCGCUAAAGUACCUGUUACUCAAGCCACACGUGGUCCUCAGGUACAGCAGCCACCUCCUUCCAAUAGAUUUUUACAGCCAGUACAGAAAAUAGACAUGAAUCUUACAGAUCUUCUGGGAGAACUUCAGCGAGACCCAUGGCCUGUACCACAAGGAAAGAGACCCUUGCGCUCCUCAGGAGUGGCACUCUCUAUAGCUGUAGGACUACUUGAGUGUACUUUCCCCAACACUGGUGCUCGGAUCAUGAUGUUCAUUGGUGGCCCUGCUACCCAGGGGCCUGGCAUGGUGGUUGGAGAUGAGUUAAAGACACCUAUAAGAUCCUGGCAUGACAUUGAAAAGGACAAUGCCAAAUAUGUUAAAAAGGGGACUAAGCAUUUUGAAGCGUUGGCUAAUCGAGCUGCUACGACUGGGCAUGUUAUUGAUAUCUACGCAUGUGCAUUAGACCAGACAGGUCUGCUGGAGAUGAAGUGCUGCCCUAACCUCACUGGAGGGUACAUGGUGAUGGGUGAUUCUUUCAACACUUCCUUAUUCAAGCAAACUUUUCAAAGAGUCUUCACCAAAGAUGUACAUGGACAGUUUAAAAUGGGCUUUGGUGGCACAUUAGAAAUAAAGACCUCAAGGGAAAUAAAGAUUUCAGGAGCUAUUGGACCCUGUGUGUCUCUUAACUCUAAAGGACCCUGCGUGUCGGAAAAUGAGAUUGGAACUGGUGGCACUUGUCAGUGGAAGAUAUGCGGACUCAGCCCCACUACAACCUUAGCCAUAUAUUUUGAAGUUGUUAAUCAGCAUAAUGCUCCAAUUCCUCAAGGAGGACGAGGUGCAGUCCAGUUUGUGACCCAGUAUCAGCACUCAAGUGGGCAGAGACGCAUCCGAGUGACCACAAUUGCUAGGAACUGGGCAGAUGCCCAAACUCAAAUCCAAAACAUUGCUGCAUCAUUUGACCAGGAGGCAGCUGCCAUUCUCAUGGCCCGGCUGGCAAUCUACAGAGCAGAAACAGAGGAAGGGCCAGAUGUGCUUAGAUGGUUGGACAGACAACUCAUUCGACUGUGUCAGAAAUUUGGAGAGUAUCACAAAGAUGAUCCGAAUUCCUUCCGAUUUUCAGAAACAUUUUCCCUUUAUCCACAGUUUAUGUUUCAUUUAAGAAGAUCUCCCUUCUUGCAAGUUUUUAACAACAGUCCUGAUGAGAGUUCAUAUUACCGUCACCAUUUCAUGCGCCAGGAUCUGACUCAGUCUCUCAUCAUGAUUCAGCCCAUUCUGUAUGCCUAUUCUUUCAGUGGGCCCCCGGAGCCAGUUCUUCUAGACAGCAGCAGCAUUCUUGCAGACCGUAUUCUUCUCAUGGACACAUUUUUCCAGAUUUUGAUAUAUCACGGUGAGACUAUAGCACAGUGGCGGAAGUCCGGAUACCAAGACAUGCCAGAAUAUGAAAAUUUCCGGCACCUUCUGCAAGCCCCAGUAGAUGAUGCGCAAGAGAUUCUUCAUUCCAGAUUUCCAAUGCCGAGAUAUAUUGACACUGAGCACGGUGGCAGCCAGGCACGUUUCCUCCUUUCGAAAGUCAACCCUUCACAGACUCAUAAUAACAUGUAUGCCUGGGGGCAGGAGUCCGGAGCACCUAUUCUCACAGACGAUGUCAGUUUACAAGUGUUUAUGGAUCAUUUGAAGAAGCUUGCUGUGUCAAGUGCUGCUUGACAUGCCAGAUGUAUCAGACACUCAAGGAAGAUUACUACUUCAGUUUCUUUUGCUUUUUUCAUUUAUCUGUAGAAACAACAGAGAUCUUUCUCCAAA
Acomys russatus (golden spiny mouse) is the source of this 2597-nucleotide messenger RNA. It is a transcript of the gene Sec23a, whose product is annotated as SEC23 homolog A, COPII coat complex component. Gene Ontology annotation, cellular component: endoplasmic reticulum exit site; COPII vesicle coat. Gene Ontology annotation, biological process: COPII-coated vesicle cargo loading; intracellular protein transport; endoplasmic reticulum to Golgi vesicle-mediated transport. NCBI's taxonomy places the organism in Eukaryota, Metazoa, Chordata, Mammalia, Rodentia, Muridae. Gene Ontology annotation, molecular function: GTPase activator activity; zinc ion binding. The transcript has 20 exons. The record is from RefSeq and is a predicted model, not a curated record. Bases 204 to 2501 code for a protein of 765 amino acids.